GUUUUGGUUCAUGUGUGAAAACAACACUUUUGGAUAGCUAGAGACUUCGUCAACGUUCGCCGUAAUUUCGUCGCGUUUUCAGUUCAUCUGAAAAGAAAAUGGUGUUGAGCAGUUGAUUUUAAAGUUCACCAACACCAUGGAAAACAACAGUGGGUCACCAAUAGCCAUGAAUUCAUGGCCGAACGGGGACCUUACAACCACAACCCCAAAGAAAACUCGUAAGAGCUGGUUCACUGCCACUCCCCACAAAGCCACGCCCAAAAAUGAUGCCACAAUUGAGGAGGACCUGCCCUUGCUGAGGCUGACGCACUUCACCAAGAAGGUGAUGGUGUGCUUUGACGAUGUGAGGACAGGGACAUCUCGAACCAGAGAGUUGCUGGUGGAGAAUCCAUGUGACUUCCCCCAGGAACUCUGUCUAGAGAAGUUCCCCCGUGCUAAGGGAUUUUCCGUCCCAGCAGAGAGAUGGGAGCUGGAUGAAUGUGAGAGUAUGAGGUUACCGUUCACAUGGACGCCCACCGACGAGGGUAACAUGAGAGAGCUGGUCACAUUCAAGUGUGAGGGUGCGUUCAGAUUGCAGGUGAUAUUGUUGGGAACAGCAACUGAUCCACCAAAGAGGGGAGCUGCUAGGAGGGGAACCUUCUCCGUCUACCGCAAAGUUCCCUUGAAGACCACUCAGCCCAGGACAGACCUCAAACCAGCAAGGCCAACUAUGGUCAUCAAACCUAGGGCUCAACAAAAACCCAAGAUGCUUCGGGCUUCUAUUGGCCGGGCAAGUAAGGACAAUAGAGAGAAUCAAGCUCCGGGUACAAGGCGCUCUGCUGGCACCCGCAAAUCUCUGGCUAGGCAAGUGCUCCACCCUGUGAUGGACCCUGAGCCGUGCAUCGUUCUUAGCACGCCCAGUCCAUCAGGGAGCCCAGGCGAGCUGAGCCCGGGUUUCACUGCUCUUGAUAGUUCACUGGCGGAGAUUAACGGUGACGGGAUGCCAAUGACAGCUGAGGAUCUCCUGCUGGAGAAUGUGAAGAGGCAGACGCUGUCAGUGUGCAGAGGCAUGUCUCCGCUGCUGCAGGCCAAACCCUUUGCCUUGCCCAAGCCUGCACUGUUCAAAAUGCCAGUCGAGGAAAAGCCUGAAGACCAGUCUUCAUUCUUGAUGAUGUCCGACUUUGAAGAUCUGAGUAUCGGCCCAAAACGUCUAUCCAUAGAGGCGACGACCACUGUCACUAAAAACAAGGCCCCCGACGCUGAGGUGUCAUCAAAACGGGUCAGCUUGCGCAAGAUGCUCUUUUCAACAGCAGCGGGAGAGGAUGCAGACAAUAGCCCUAGGAGCAGCAGCUCUUCACAAGAGUUUGAAGACAGUCUGAACGAGCCAAAUAUCUGCGUUUUCACUCGCCAUGACAACAUCACUGUGGGUCCGACUGUUGAGAAACCAGAAGAGGAGCCAUCUCUUUCUGUUGACAUUCAAAGCGAGCAAUGUCUUGAUUCUUUUGCCGAUGGCUGUCAAUCUGAGCCCAAAGUUGUAGAUGUUGAGGAGCCAUUCCUUCUCAAUGGUGAGACACCCCUGUCUGUUGAAGAGCUCUCAUCAGAGCCAACCCUCCCUCUUGAAGAGCUUGAAGUGACAACCCUCACUAUUGAAGAGCCACCCCUCUCUACUGACAAACCAAUCAUGAAAGAGGAUUUAGUUUUCAUUGGAGACAACUCCACCCAACUGGAUGAAGACGCUUUCAAGGUCCACACCAGUAUUGUCACCUCACGCCUGCUAGGUAGAAAGCGUCUCUCGGACCCAACAGAUGAGGCCCCGCGCCAGGUCAAAAAACUUCGGCCACAAGAAGUGAAGAAAGCAGAAGUGAAGAAGCAGCCUCCAAGGGAGAGACCCAUGAACAGAACCCUGGCCCUGAGGAAAGCGGCUGCUAGCAAGAAGACUGGUGCGCCGUCGGCGACUGGUAAUUCCAAAGCUCAGAAGAAGGUCGGAGGUCAAUACAAGCCCAAAGGUCCCAUGAAAGGUGUACCCAUGGCAAAGCUGAAUCUACUGAACUCAAAUAGAACAGCUAUACCGAGACACCCGAUGCCAUUCGCAGCCAAGAACAUGUUUUAUGACGAGCGCUGGAUGGAGAAGCAGGAGCGAGGCUUCACUCGUUGGUUGAACUACGUCCUGACUCCUGAUGACUGCCCAACGGAUCCAAGCUGCAAGGCUACUAAAAUUGAUGCAGGCACUCUGUGCGUAGAAUCGUCAUCCAGUAAAGCCAGCAUUAUACCAGCCCCGUCCAAGGAGGAUUUAUCCCUCCGUGCCUACACGGCCAGACGUAAGCUGAACCGACUUCGCCGUGGGGCCUGCAUGCUCUUCCAGAGCGAGCCCAUAGUACGCGUCCUUCAGAAGCUGGAGGCAGAGAUUGAGAAGGGGCGACUGUCGGUCAGGAUGGAUCGGAAGUUGCACGCUGACUACGGUAUUAAACAGAAGCUCCUAGACCUGUUCUUAUCGUUCAAUCCCCUCUGGCUACGAGUUGGCCUGGAGACUGUCUAUGGUGAGAUUCUACCAAUACAGAGUAAUACGGACGUCGUGGGCCUUUCUCGUUUUAUCAUCACCCGUCUACUUGGCAACCCUGACAUAGCUGCCCAGUUCGCCCACCCUACUGUUCCUCAUCUGUUUGGACCAGGUUACGAGGAAGCCUUAUCUCAGUUCACCCUCAAGAAGUUCCUGGUCUUGGUCUUCUUUUUGGACCGGGCCAAGCUGACAAGACUGAUAGACCACGACCCUUGCCUCUUCUGUAAAGACUCAGAAUUCAAGUCAAGCCGUGACAUCCUGCUCCACUUCUCCCGGGAGUACCUCAAAGGGGAGGGUGACCUGACCAGACAUCUCAGCUUCAUGGGUUACAACGUCACUCACCAACAGACUGCGCUAGACGAGUUUGACUUCUCCGUUACCAAACUGGCCACUGAUCUCAGAUGUGGAGUCAGACUCGCGCGCGUGGUAGAGUUGCUGAUUCAUAACUGGUCGCUAUCCUCCCAGCUUCGUUGUCCAGCCAUCAGUCGCCUCCAGAAGAUUCACAAUGUGGAGAUAACACUCAAAGCAAUGAACAUAGAGGGAGGUGGUGUGGAUGCUCGUGUCAUCGUUGACGGCCAUCGAGAGAAGACACUAGAGCUGUUAUGGAGAGUUAUCUUCAAGUAUCAGAUUGGCCUCCUCCUAAACGAACAGCAGCUCAAAGAGGAGAUCACCUUCCUACGUAAGAACCUACGUCUUCAGAAGCAUCUUAGCGCCCUCUCAAGGCUCUCCUUGACCAACACCCUGAUGAGGUCAUCCCUGAUGGAUGGGAGACGAGACUCCAACGAGCCCAAUGUCUACUUCAAGAGUGGUCGGCUGAGUCUACUGCUCAAGUGGUGUCAGGUGGUCUGCUCUUUCUACGACCUCAAGGUUGAGAAUUUCACUGUUGCCUUCUCAGACGGUCGGGCCCUUUGCUACCUGGUCCACCACUACCACCCAUCACUCCUGCCGCUAGAGUUAAUACGUCAGGACACCACUCAGACACAGUAUCAGAGACGUGAUGAUGCACUGGACAGUGAGAAUGACGAUAGCUUUGAUGGGACUUGGUCCAGUGUCUACAGCCCCAGUACUGGCAAGCCAGGAGAGCAUGAUCAGCUACUAAGCAAUGAGAGAGAAAACUUCAAGCUGCUCUACAAUCGUGUGUCUGAACUAGGCGGAGUACCCGGAGUGGUGAAAUCUGCAGAGAUGUCCAACACCAUCCCUGAUGAAAAGGUUGUCAUCACUUAUGUGUCUUAUUUAUGCGCAAGACUUUUGGAUCUCCGCACAGAGGCUAGAGCAGCUCGCACUAUACAGAUGGUGUAUCGAGCCUACAGACUACGUCAGUUACGCAAACAUAAACAGGCACAACAUGCUGCAGCCGUGACAAUCCAACAGGCAGCACGCUCAUUCCUUACAAGACGACGUCACCAGCAUUUACUGAGUGCAGUCAUCACACUGCAAGGGUUUAGACGUCAGGUGCUAGCCUGUCGAGAAGUGCAGCGACUGAGACAAGCCAAGAUGGAGCAGGAGAGAAAUGAAGCUGCCACCUCAUUACAGUCGUAUGUUCGAGGUUUCUUGGCUAGAAGGCUCUAUCAGAAAACCUUGAAAGCUAUCGUCAUUCAAUCUGCUGUGCGCUGCUUCAUUGCUCGCAGACUCUACCUUCAGAAGCGACAGGCCGUGAUUACUGUGCAAGCUGCAGUCAGAUGCCACAGGGAGAGAUGCAACUUUAUCCAAUUGCGCCAAGCUGCUGUCGCAGUGCAGCUGCAGUUCAGAGCCAACCGUGCUGGCCAUAAACAGCGUAUGGAGUUCAUCCAUCAGCGUGAUGCUUGCGUCACUCUUCAGUCCGCCUUUAGAGGUUUCUCCUGCAGACGUCUGUACUUGGAGAAACGUUCUUCCGCCAUAGUAAUCCAGACUCAAUUCCGAGCACACCUAGCGCGUAAAAGGUAUCUUCAGAUUCAGGCUGCUACCCUUGAAAUCCAAAGAUACUGGAGGUCCAUUGUGUACUCUAGAGCCAUCCGAGAAGAAUUCUUGAAGCUUCGAGAAGCCGCCAUUACCCUUCAGUCAUAUUACAGAGGUUUGAUUGCCAGACGCCGAGCUGGAUACCUUCAAAGUGUUGUAAAAGCACAGGCCCUUGUACGAUGCUUCAUCCAUCGCAGAGUUUUUCUACAUCAGAAAAGAGCCUGCACUGUCAUUCAGGCUUGUUAUCGUGGAUAUACCGCAAAGAAAACUUACAAGGCUCUUAGAAGUUCUGUCUUGGUCUUGCAGCAGCAUUUCCGUGCCAGACAGAAAGGCAGUCGACAGCUGAGGGAGUACAACAUUAAGAGAGGAGCCAUCAUCACACUCCAGGCAUGGAGGAGGGGAGUUCUAGUCCGUAGACAACUUGCUCAGCAGGUUCAGGCCGCAGUGAGCAUCCAGUCAGUCUGGAAGAUGCACAGGGAACAGAAGUCCUACAAGACCCUGAGAAGUUCCGUAUUGGUCUUGCAGCAGCAGUACCGUGCCAGACAGAAAGGCAGUCGGCAGCUGAGGGAGUACAACAUUAAGAGAGGAGCCAUCAUCACAGUCCAGGCAUGGAGGAGGGGAGUUCUAGUCCGUAGAAAACUUGCUCAGCAGGUUCAGGCCGCAGUGAGCAUCCAGUCAGUCUGGAAGAUGCACAGGGAACAGAAGUCCUACAAGACCCUGAGAAGUACCGUAUUGGUCUUGCAGCAGCAGUACCGUGCCAGACAGAAAGGCAGUCGGCAGCUGAGGGAGUACAACAUUAAGAGAGGAGCCAUCAUCACAGUCCAGGCAUGGAGGAGGGGAGUUCUCGUUCGUAGACAACUUGCUCAGCAGGUUCAGGCCGCAGUGAGCAUCCAGUCAGUCUGGAAGAUGCACAGAGAACAGAAACACUACUUGGCCAUCAGAGCAGCUACUCUUAGUCUACAGAGACACACAAGGGCUUAUCUGGUUGGAAAGGCUACUCGUAAUGAGUUUUUGAAGUUCAGAUCGACCAUUGUGUUAAUACAGUCUCAUUGUCGUGCAGCAUUCGCCAGACGGAGAUACACUCAACUGAGACAAUCUUGUAUUGGGAUUCAGUCUUACAUUCGCAUGUACAUCUUGAGGAAGCGGUAUUUGACUAUCCAAGGAGCUGCGUUGGUUAUGCAGAGAAGAUUCAGAGCUAAGCAGAGUGGAGAUCGUCAGAUGAAAGAGUACCAUCACCAACGAAAUGGCAUCAUCACUCUUCAAGCUCUGUUCAGAGGUUUUUCGGUGCGGAGGCAGAUGGCCGCAAAGCACAGGGCUGCCGUCCAGAUUCAGACAUCAUACAAGGCAUACAGGGACAGACACAGUUACAACACGUUGCGAGAGGCAACUCUCUGUCUACAGAAGUAUACCAGGGCUUAUCUUUUGGGAAAACACACAGUCAAGGAGUAUGUGAGCCUGAAAAGCUCUGCUGUCAUCAUCCAGUCAGCAUAUCGUGGUUUGGUGGCAAGACGUAGCUUCUUGAACCAAAAGCAGGCUGCCAUCAAAAUCCAGUCUGCUGUACGCAUGUACCAAGUGCGAAGCAACUUCACCAACCUCAAACAAGCUGCUGUGAUAAUCCAGAUCAGGUAUCGUGCCCAGAGGCAGGCACAGGCUGAGUGUCUCAGGUAUCAGAUCUACCGUGGUGCUUGCAUCACAAUGCAGGCUUGGGUACGUGGUUUCCUUGUACGCCAAGAGAUGACCAAGUUACACAAAGCUGCCACUCAAAUCCAGAAGACUUACCGAGCCUUUUCUGCUAGCCUGAAGUACAACAAACUAAGACAUGCUGCAGUUAUUCUUCAGAGUCAUUGGAGGGCUACCAAACUGUCUCAACAAGUUCAUCAAGACUUCAUCAAUCUGAAGGAAGCUACCGUGGUCUUACAGUCUGCUUUCCGAGGUAGAGUUGGGCGACGUGUGGCAUUAGAGCAUCGCUCUGCAAGGAUUAUUCAGUCAUACUACAGAAUGCACGUUAUGAAGCAGCUAUACCAAAACCAGAGACAAGCAGCAAUCGAGAUUCAGUCUCUAGUACGUAUGCAUCAGGCUCACAGCAACUACACAAAGCUGAGACAGGCUGCUGCUACCUUUCAGAUCAGGUAUCGAGCCAAGAAGCAGGCACAGGCUGAGUGUCUCAAGUAUCAGAUCUACCGUGGUGCUUGCAUCACUGUGCAGGCUUGGGUACGUGGGUUCUUAGUACGCCAAGAGAUGAGCAAAUUACACAAAGCUGCCACUCAAAUCCAGAAGACUUACCGAGCCUUCUCUGCUAGCCUUAAGUACAACAAGAUAAGAGACGCUGCAGUAAUUCUUCAGAGUCAUUGGAGGGCUAUCAAACUGUCUCAACAAGUUCAUCAAGACUACAUCAAUUUGAAGGAAGCUGCCGUAGUCUUCCAGUCUGCUUUCCGAGGUAAAGUUGGGCGUCAAGUGGCUAUGGAGCAUCGCUCUGCAAGGAUUAUUCAGUCAUACUACAGAAUGCACGUUAUGAAGCACCUAUACCAAAACCAGAGGCAAGCAGCAAUCAAGAUUCAGUCUCUAGUACGUAUGCAUCAGGCUCACAGCAACUACACAAAGCUGAGACAGGCUGCUGCUACCUUUCAGAUCAGGUAUCGAGCCCAGAAGCAGGCACAGGCUGAGUGUCUCAAGUAUCAGAUCUACCGUGGUGCUUGCAUCACUGUGCAGGCUUGGGUACGUGGGUUCUUAGUACGCCAAGAGAUGAGCAAAUUACACAAAGCUGCCACUCAAAUCCAGAAGACUUACCGAGCCUUUUCUGCUAGCCUGAAGUACAACAAGCUAAGAGAUGCUGCAGUUAUUCUUCAGAGUCAUUGGAGGGCUACUAAACAUUAUCAACAAGUUCAUCAAGACUUCAUCAAUUUGAAGGAAGCUGCCGUAGUCUUACAGUCAGCCUUCCGAGGUAGAGUUGGGCGGCGUGUGGCAUUAGAGCAUCGCUCUGCUAGGAUUAUUCAGUCAUACUACAGAAUGCACGUCAUGAAGCAGCUAUACCAAAACCAGAGGCAAGCAGCAAUCAAGAUUCAGUCGCUUGUGCGUAUGCUCCAAACCCACAACAAGUACAUUGAGCUCUACAUGGCUUCAAUUACAAUCCAGAGAAGGUACAGGGCAACAAGACUUGCACAGAAGUCUCAAACAGAAUAUCAUGUCUACCGGUGUGCUUGCAUCACAGUCCAAGCAUGCGUGAAGGGUUUCCUUGUCCGCCGGCAAAUCCAGAAACUACACGCUGCUGCCACUCGAAUCCAGUGCAACUACAAGUCACAUUAUACCCAUGUUCGGUUCUUAAAAACUAAAGGGGCUGCCUGCGUAAUACAGAAGUACUGGAGAGCCACAAGACUGGCUACUGCUCAACACCUCAAGUAUACUUCCUUGAAGAUGGCUGCUAUUGUCUUGCAGUCUGUCUACAGGGGAACUGUCGCCCGCCGAAUUGUGAGAGAACAUCGGUCUGCACGGCUCAUCCAAUCUGUGUACAGAAUGCAUGUGGCGACUCAGGAGUACGCCAAGCUCAAGGAAGCAACUGUUCUUAUCCAGUCACUGUGUCGAAUGUACAUGGCUCGCAAACAGUAUCUCCAAGUGAUCAAGUCGACCGUGGUAAUUCAGCAAUUCUAUCGUGGUCACCUUGUAACCAAAUCAACAAGAAGGGACUUCUUGCUGACUAGACAGUGUGUGGUUAAAAUUCAGGCUACUUAUAGAGGUUGUGUACAAAGACGAAACUAUGCUACCCUGAAGCAAGCGGCAAUCAGAGUCCAGGCUGCAUACAGGUGCAAGCAACAACGCGAAGCUUAUAAGCUAUUGAAGAGGUCUACAGUGGUUGUUCAGGAGAGGUACAGAGCUAACAUUUUGAGACGUCAAGCCAUGAGAGCUUACUCCAUCAAACGUGGCGCAGCUAUAACAAUUCAGGCUGCGUUUAAAGGUUUCACCGUCAGAUGUAGGUAUAACGAGAUGAAACAGGCAGUAACUACAAUACAAGCUGCUUGCAGAGCAUACAGACAGAGAAGUGCUUUCGUCGCCAUGAAGAAGGCUGCAAUCAUCCUCCAGACACGAUACAGAGCUCGGCUUCUGAUGAAGAAUGCCUGCCGAGAGUACCAAGCACAGCGCCAAGCUGCAGUAACAAUCCAAGCCCUGUAUAGAGCCUAUACUACAAGGCAGUGUUUCAUUGCUAUGAAGACGGCGGCGACAACUAUCCAGGCAUUCUACAGGGGAAUGAGACAGAGAGUUGCAUACCAAGUAACCAGACAAGCAACGGUUGCGGUGCAGAGGCGACACAGAGCACAUCUACUUCAGCUGGAAGCCACUCGGAACUACCACAUCAUGCGUGGAGCAGUCAUCACAAUCCAAGCCUAUCGGCGUGGUAGAGUCUCCAGACAGCUUGCCAAGCAGAUUCGUGCCGCUAGAACCAUCCAAAAGUAUUUCCGCGGAUUCACCAAGAGGAGUGAGUUCCAGUUACUGAAGAAGGCGACGGUGUCAGUUCAAGCGCACGUAAGAGGAAAGUGUGAAAGGGAGAGGUACCUUCAGUUGAAGCAUGCUGCUGUAGUUCUUCAAGAGAGGUACAGGGCAGCCAGAGAAGGCCAGGCAGUCCGCGAAUGGUAUAUCAAGCAACAGUCAUCUGCUGUUAGAAUUCAGUCUGCUUUCAGGGGUUUUGUGGCAAGGAAGUCCUUUCAUAAAAUUCAGCAGGCUGUCGUCACACUUCAAGCAGCUUACAAAGGUUACUGUGCCAUCAAGGAGUACAAGAAAAUCACCCGGGCAACUAAAACUCUUCAGAAGUACUUCAGGGCUGCUGCUGUCGGCAGGCAACAGCGUCAGGAUUUUGAAACGCUCCGUCAAGCAGCCAUCAUAAUUCAGGCCCAGUAUCGUGGUCAGUGCGCCCGCAGACUCACGACUAGGUUGAGAGCUGCUGUCAAAAUCCAAUCCCAAUACAAGAUGGUAAUCCAGCGGCGCAAGUACGUCGCGCUUCAGAAUGCUGCUGACAAAAUUAGAGCUCACUUCAAGGGUCGACAGGUGAGGCAAGACUACCUCUCCAUGAUGCAGGCCACUGAAGUUGUCCAGAUGAGAUAUCGCGCAUUGAGAUUGAUGCAUUCUCAGCGAAUGGAGUACCUCGCUAUACGUGAAGCUGUCAUCGUGAUACAGUCAUUCGCACGCGGUAACCAAGCCAGGGAGAUUGCAAGGAGGAUCCGAGCAGCGGUGAGGAUACAGUCAGCCUACAGGGGUUACAUUCAGGAAAGACAAUACCAGAUGGUGAGAAACAGUGCCCUCUUGCUGCAAGCUCACGCAAGGGGGAUGAUCACACGGCGAGAGUGCACCGUGAGGAGGAGGAACUGGCAAGCUGCAGUGUGUAUCCAAAGCCACUACAGAGGAUUUGUAAUGCGAAGAAAUAUUGAGGCCAAGAGACAAAUCCGACAAGGCCAGCUUGAGAAGUUCUCCUCUGUUGUCGUUUAUCAUCUGUCAGCAAUCCGCCUCCAGCGAGUCUAUCGGAUGUACAAGAUGAGACAAGCCGCUAAAGAGAAAAUGAAUUCCAUUUUUACAAUACAGAUGUGGAUGCGAGCCAAACUGCAACGUCUUCAGUUCCUAAAGCUCAGACGUGGAGUGAUUUCGCUGCAGCGCCGUGUUCGACAGCACCAGGCUUACAGGAACGCUGCGGCAGUACGAGUCCAGACUCAGGCUAGAGUAUGGCUUGCCAGGCAGUACAUCAAGAAGAUGAAAGCUGCUGCUCUAAUAAUACAGGCUGUUUGGCGCGGCCAUCAUGUACGCCGCAGCACUAAAGAUAAGAAGAUCGCCGCUGUCCGUGCCAGGUGCAUGAAAGCCAACAGUGCAGCCACGGAGGAAAAGAAACUGUGCAAUAGAAUGACGUCUGCUCUGGACUACCUGCUUCAAUACAGACAGGUGUCCUGGCUGCUGGAGGCUCUAAUCAGCUUAGAAAUUGCCACGCGACUGUCUGCAACAUGUUGUGAGCGUUUAGUGGAAGGCCAAGGUGUUCCCGUCAUCUUCACCCUGAUCAAGAACUGCAAUCGUAGUCUACCGUCAAAGCAGAUCAUCAAGUACUGCGUCGACAUCCUCCUCAACUUGACCAAGUACGCUCCGACUGCUGACGCUGUCUUUGAGACACCGGACUCCAUCAGCACCAUGCUAGACCUGAUGCAGAUGUACAGAGAGAAAGGCACCCAGAUCUUCUCCAAAGUGUGCAUGCUGAUGGGCACACUGUGUCAGGAUGCCAGACGAGCCAAGAUUGUCCUGUCAGCGCCCAAGAGUACAGAGAGACUGAGCGGCAUCAACCGCCUCACGGAGCGCAAGUUCAGCAUGGACUCCAAGCGCGCAUUCGCCAAGUCCAAGGGCCUCAACACGUCCACCAUGUCCUGCAGCUUCCUGAAUACCAGCGCCCUCAAUGUUAGCGGGAUGCCAACACCACGGAAGGUGCGCAGAGUGCAGCCGGACUGGGUGUUGGGGCGGGGCAAGAUGAGGGAGAUCACGGACCCGCUGGCGGCAUGUCACUUUGUCAUGCACGUCUUGCAGUUGAAGUGAAGUCAAAUGAAUUUAAUCCAAAAUUAUUGAAGAUUUUUGUGGAGUGAUUGUACAAUUUCAAAACAAAAUUCACUGGGAGGAAUUCUUGAUCAUUCUAGUGUAUAUAUAAGCUUAUUAAAUGUAAAUAGUGUAUAGGAGUCAUCUGAUCAUAAUUUCUGUUGACCAAAGGGACGUCGCUGUACAAGCUGCUGACCUUUGACCUCUUGUAGCACUGUAUGCCACGCUCGCCAUAUUGGGAUUCAAGUUGUAUGUGAAAUAUCAUAAGUGUGUAAACGCCAUGUCGCCUAAAAUGCAAAAUAUACUGUAUGUAACACAUAUGGCAGUUGACUCCCAAAAUGGCACAACCAAGAUUAUUGUGAUCAUGUUAGUUAGGUGACUGGCAGACUUUGGAACACUAGGUGGCAGCAGACUUACCAGGUAAAUUCCCAUUGUUUUCGUAGUUCUGAGCAAGCGCACAUUACUGAGAAUAAAAUAUUUACCUCUUAUUAAGUUUGUUGCCAUCUAGCGUACCAAUAGUCUCCCAUUGGGUUAAUAUGGUAUAAAUGCAACCACUUUUAAUGGCCUUUCGUUUUUUACCCUAGCAGAGUCUUUCUCAAAGGCUGUUUAUGCGCCGUUAAUGUAAAGAAUGUUGACAUGUUUUGAAGAGAUUAUUUAUGCAUUACCUGAAAUUUUGUGAGUAAUUUUUUAAUUUUAUACAUUUUACUGUUUAUAGAUGAUCCUUAAGGCAAUGUUAUGUAUUACAGGUUGUUAAAGCUGGGGCUACUCUAUGUUUGACUUUAACCGAUACGACGAAGUUGCAAUACAUGACUUGAAUUUGGGGUCAAUUCUACAAAAUCGCAGGGCUCAAAGCUGAAAAUGUUUACUAGAGACUUAUUAUAGUCUUAAUGAGUUAGCGCUUUCUACAAAGUUAACAUAAUAUAAACUGUUUUAUUUGAACAAACACGCUGUAAGAUUUAUCUUAGCCAAGACUUAAACAUCAGAAAGGUAAUAUUAUUAAAUUGGAAAGGUUUUAGGUUCUGAGUUUACUGGCCCAAAGGUAAAAUCACUGACCUAUGACCUGCGGUCUCCAAACCCUGACU
Messenger RNA from Asterias rubens (European starfish), 12102 nucleotides. RefSeq names its product abnormal spindle-like microcephaly-associated protein homolog. Gene Ontology annotation, biological process: establishment of meiotic spindle localization; mitotic cell cycle; spindle organization. The coding region runs from base 137 to 11023 and encodes 3628 amino acids. Gene Ontology annotation, cellular component: spindle pole. The record is from RefSeq and is a predicted model, not a curated record. The transcript has 23 exons. Gene Ontology annotation, molecular function: protein binding. NCBI's taxonomy places the organism in Eukaryota, Metazoa, Echinodermata, Asteroidea, Forcipulatida, Asteriidae.